This is a messenger RNA of Ictalurus punctatus (channel catfish), 2796 nucleotides long. It is a transcript of the gene plppr5b, whose product is annotated as phospholipid phosphatase related 5b. The record is from RefSeq and is a predicted model, not a curated record. Bases 167 to 1216 code for a protein of 349 amino acids. Gene Ontology annotation, biological process: phospholipid dephosphorylation; signal transduction; phospholipid metabolic process. Gene Ontology annotation, molecular function: phosphatidate phosphatase activity. NCBI's taxonomy places the organism in Eukaryota, Metazoa, Chordata, Actinopteri, Siluriformes, Ictaluridae. The transcript is spliced from 8 exons.
AUAAACAAAACAACAACAAUUGGUCGCUGCGUUGCAAACUUGCCAGCGCACAAGAACCAAAGUAAAGCCCGGAGAUAAUUCACAGUUAGACUGGAUAUUUCAUCUUUCUUUUGGUACCCGAGAUGUUGUCGCAGCAUUAAAACUUGCCAAAGUUGCUGGAGAGAGAAUGCCACCUGAAGGACAUCACAGUGAACUCUAUGCUUAUUUUGCUCUGGAGCUGGUGAUCAUGGCGGGGACGGUGAUGCUGGCCUACUACUUCGAGUACACGGACACGUUCAACGUGCAUGUGCAGGGCUUUUUCUGCUACGACAACGCGUACACGAAACCGUACCUGGGACCGGAAGAGGCGAGCGCCAUCCCGCCCGCGCUGCUCUACGCCGUGGUGUCCGGUGUGCCCACACUCGUGAUAACAGUUACAGAAGCUGUGCUGUUCCUGAUGCAAUAUACAUCAAAAGAUCUGGAUAGUCGAAAGAAGACUAUUGCAACUGGGGACUGUUGUUACCUCAACCCUCUGGUACGCAGGACUUGCCGUUUUUUGGGUGUAUACAUGUUUGGCCUCUUCACUACUGACAUCUUUGUGAACGCGGGUCAGGUGGUGACGGGGAACCUGGCCCCCCACUUUCUGACUUUGUGUAAACCCAACUACACGGCACUGGGCUGCCAGCAGGCCCUACGCUACAUCAGCCACCAGGAGGCUUGCACUGGCAAUGUGGAGGACAUCCUGCGUGCCCGCAAAACCUUUCCCUCCAAAGAGGCGGCGCUCAGCGUUUAUGCCGCGCUCUAUCUGGCUAUGUACAUCACUUGCUCUGUGAAAGCCAAAGGGACCAGGUUGGCCAAGCCAGUCAUGUCUCUGGGGCUGAUGUGCCUGGCCUUCCUGACCGGUAUUAACAGGGUGGCAGAGUACCGUAACCACUGGUCUGACGUAAUCGCUGGCUUUAUCAUCGGGGUGGCCAUUGCCACCUUUCUGGUUGUGUGUGUGGUCCAUAAUUUCAAAGGAAGCCAGAUGUUAAGCGAAGACCCCCGGCAGGAGGACACGAUGGGCUCGCCCAGGGUGGAGAGUCCCCUGGAAAAAUACAUCGCCUCCCAGAUGGCUGAGCUAAGAGCGGAAGAGGAGGCGUUGACACCCCGCUCUCUGAAAGAGCGCCUACUGAGUUUCUUUGACUGGAUCGCAGGCAAAAGAAGCCGCUUCAACCACCUGCAGAGCACAAGGCAAUAAUAAACGUAGGAGCACCUGUGUGAGCGGCGUGUGCCAAGCCUCUGGAAUACACCUCAAUGAUAUUAAAUCCCUGUUAAAACCGGAUCACAUGCCUUUAGCAUGAAUAACCCAAAUGACCUGUUUAUAAUCAGGCUGUAUCCAGAGUGAUUGGCUCUGCUAGCUGAUUCAUCCUGUCCUAUCUAGGUUGUUUUUCACUGUCCUCCUUUCAUUUGAAGCAGACACACUGGCAUUAAUUGUCUGCCUUGAACUUGGAUUAUAACAUCGCUGUUCUUUUAAAUGAGUGUGCCUACAAACCUGAAUCAAUUGGUCUAAUCUUUUUGAGAGUACCAUUUGAUUCAAAGGUCUGGUCAGCUAAUAGAGGUUGAUUGUCCACAAGACAUAUUUAAACGUUUUAUUGUGCAGUGUGUCUUGAGCACAAGAAUGGUUCGUCUCUUAAUGGGCAAAUCUGGUAAUGAAUCUUUGUUUCCACAGUAACUUUAUUAGAACCUUUUAUUCACCCUGCCAAGGCCAAGGAGAAGUUGAUAUAAUACAUUUCAAAAUAUCCAAUUGUCCCAGACUGCUUAGUCUGAAUUUAACUCCCCAGGCUCAGCUGUCCUCCACGGCUGAUCUGAAUACUGAUUUAGCCCAAGUAUUCAACUAUCAAUUAAACCACAUGCUGCAGUCUUACCACUGAGCUUCCAGCUACAGGCUAAUUACACCAUAAACAUGGACCUUUUAAACAAAAUGUACAAUAGUUACAGGAGGAACAUGUGGAAGGAAACAAAUCCAUUGUUUUAAUCCCAGAUUGCUGUGUUGAUUUUGUGUGUGUGUGUUUGGUUUGCAGAUUUUGUUGUUGUUGUUGUUGUUGUUGAAGUGCAUGGGGUGAACUGUGUAGAAAGAGAAUGAUACUUUGACCAAUAAAAAAUACUAAUGACCUAUUUAUUUGUUCUUUCAAGGUUCAAGAGAUGCUUAUCAGUGAUAUUUGUCUUUGGUGAUAAAGCUCACAUAGAUGAAUAGCAUAUGAGGAAGGACAUUGGAGGACAGCGACGUACCCUAUUCUGCUUGACUGUUACCGAAAACAUCCCUUAGCUCAGGCUGCUGUCACAACCUAUAGUAGAGAUGAAACGAGUUCUCGUGAAGGAAAGUUAGCGAAUGGGAUUUGGAAGUGUAAACCGGUUUUGAGGAGUGUUCAUCCCACUUCUUGUCCAUCAUAUCAGCAUAAUUGACAGCAUAAUUGACAUAAUUGAGUCAUUACUGAUGUCUGCUCUUGCAAGGUGCAGACAACUGACACAGAUGAAAGUUAAAAAAUUCUUAAAGGCUCUUGCUUGAACUUUUGGCAGUGUGUAGGUGUGAUGAGUGGAUCAGUCGAUUUUGCAGUUUUAGUUGAUCUCUGUUCUCGAGGUUUUUAGUACAAGACACAUUUCAAACUGGAGACAGGUCUGGCAUUUCCCAACCAUUACAUUACUGUACAUUUCCAAGGACAGCAGUGGAAAAGACAAUAAUGAGUGCACACAUUAACCAUAAAAUCUAAAAACAAACAGGAAAAGAUCAUAUUUAUUUCAUAGUUGUAAUAAACCAUUCUGGUUUGAUUUUAUUUCCUG